Triplophysa dalaica is the source of this 2600-nucleotide messenger RNA. Its product is annotated as fibrillin-2. Gene Ontology annotation, molecular function: calcium ion binding. Lineage: Eukaryota; Metazoa; Chordata; Actinopteri; Cypriniformes; Nemacheilidae. The record is from RefSeq and is a predicted model, not a curated record. The transcript has 22 exons. Bases 63 to 2381 code for a protein of 772 amino acids.
UGUCCGUCGCGGACGAGUUUUGGUGCAGCGCGAGCUCGCGUUAUCUCCAGUGUGUGUGUAGUAUGUCAGUCACACAGGCUCUGUUGUUGUUCGUGAUGCUGUUUGUGACCGACCAUCUCAGUACAGAACCAGAACAACAUGAAGCUCUGAAACACACCGACACACACAACGUGACGGAUGCGGAUGAAAUUACAACCAUAAGCAACUUCAGUCAGACGUCACAGCAGUCGCCGUCCCCAGCAGGAUUGGUUGCUGGUUGCCGUGGUAACCAGGUUCAAUCAGAUGGUCAGAAUUGCUCUUGUGCAGCAGGUCACCGUCAGGACGAGACAGACGAGUGCAAAGAUGUUGAUGAAUGUCAGCAGGGUGACAUUUGUGGUUACCAUGCCAACUGCACGAACACACCCGGAUCCUUCCUGUGCAGUUGUCUCCGUGGUUACCUGAUUGGUCUGAAGGGAUGUCAAGACAUAGAUGAGUGUGUGUUAGCAGCAGUAACAGGCCUCCGGGCGUGUGGACGCAGGGCAGAGUGCACAAACACACCCGGAUCUUUCAUCUGUUCCUGUCCGCUGGGAUUCGUGCUGGCGCUGGACGGGCAAAACUGCGUCGACGUGGAUGAGUGUAAUUUCGAGGAGAGCUGUCGGCGGGAACUCGGGAACCUGUGUGUGAACACAGAAGGAUCAUACAAGUGUUCAUGUCAACACGGAUUCAGAGAGGCAGAAGCCACAUGUGCAGAUGUUGAUGAGUGUGUCGAGCAGCAGAACGUGUGUGUUGGACAAGGGGAAUGUGAGAACACGCUGGGCAGUUACAGGUGUGUCUGUCAGCGGGGUUACCGUGGAAACGGCACCCACUGCUCAGAUAUAAACGAGUGUUUGUCUGGAGAUCAUGGCUGUGAUGUCAACGCUCGCUGCGGGAAUAUCAUCGGCUCAUAUUUCUGUCAGUGUCAACAGGGAUACAGCGGAGACGGACACGCCUGCUACGAUGUAGACGAGUGUGCGCAGGAUAAUGGACUCUGUGAACACAACUGCACAAAUUGGCCUGGAACACACAGCUGCCAAUGCACUACAGGAUACACACUUACACAUGACCUACACAACUGUACAGAUGUGGACGAGUGUGGGGUCAGUAAUGACACAUGCGAACAGUUCUGUAUGAACACGCGUGGAUCAUUCCUGUGCUCCUGUCGCCACGGAUACCAGCUGCACAUAGAUGGACACAGCUGUGUGGACAUCGACGAGUGUAGACUAGAGAACGGAGGCUGUUCACAUGAGUGCACAAAUACCCCCGGGGGACAUGUGUGUCACUGUCCUUCUCCUCUGCUUCUGGACCACCGCAACACAACCUGUGUCAAUGUGACCUCGUGUGCUCUGAGGAACGGUGGAUGUGAUCAUAUCUGCUUACUGGGCUCAGGCGGUCACGUUCAGUGCAGCUGCAAAGCAGGAUGGGAGUUGAGCUCUGACCAAAGAUCCUGCGUCGAUGUGGAUGAGUGUUUGGGUUUUAAUGGAGGAUGUGAGCAGGUGUGUGUGAAUGACGCGGGGGCUUUUAGCUGCGGCUGUCGCUCAGGGUUUGAGUUACGUAAAGAUGAGCCCACAAAAUGCCAACCCUUGUGUGAUCCUGUCUGUCAGAAUUCAGGAGUGUGUGUCUCUCCGAACACAUGUGACUGUCCGCCCGGUUACCCUGGGCCGGGAUGCUCUGCCAUGUGUUCUCCGCCCUGCGCUCAUGGAGGUUCAUGUAUGAGGUGGAACACCUGCUUGUGUCCCCCAGGCUGGACAGGUGACGGCUGCCACACAGCGGUGUGUUAUCUGCCGUGUGGUAAUGGUGGACGGUGUGUCGCUCCAAACACCUGUCAGUGUCCCUCAGACUACACCGGACCUCAGUGUCUCAUACCUCUCUGCUCUCCACCGUGUGUUAAUGGUGGCAGGUGUGUGGACAUCAACACCUGCAGCUGUUUGGACGGUUGGGAAGGCGCUCGCUGUCAGAUAGAACCCUUAAAAUGUGCACCGUCGUGCAAGAACGGUGGGGUGUGUGUUGGCCUGAACAGAUGUCAGUGUGUGGAAGGAUUCACAGGACAGCUCUGCGAGACAGCUCUCAUCACGCCAUGUGUCCCGCCCUGCCAUCACGAAGCCUCCUGUGGUCCUCACAACACCUGUGUGUGCUCGAAGGGAACCAGCGGAUUACGCUGUGAGAAACUCACCUGUCCUGUGGUGACUGUGGUGGUCAGUAUGGCUCGUGCGGUGCGUAAAGGCUUCAGAGAGAGUUACGUUGACCGCUGCGGACCCCUCGGUGUCCAACUCUGCACUAAAUACAGGAUAAAUCAGGCACGUGUGUACCUGCAGGCAUACAGGGUGGGCUACAAGAUCCAGUGUGCAGAAAGCACAAAACCAUGAAGAACAGGACGCGACGAACAAAACAAAUACAGACUUACACUGUUUCUGCAUAUUCUGACAUCAAUUAUUUAGCACACACACAGUACAGUUGAAUGUGUAUGCGUAUGUUUUAUAUAAAUGUGUUUGAUAGUUGAAUGGUUCAUGAUUGUGUAUUGUUGAUUUUGCUCAUUGUGUAUGCAAAAUGUUUUUUAUAAAACAAAUAAAAAUACGUUUGUGGUA